AUGAGCUUGAGGGGUCUCUGGGGUGUUUUUCGAGGUGCCACUUGUGGGCCUUUGGUGUACAAGUACUGCAGUUUCAGUUCGCCGAGAGACCUUUCACAGCAUCACCAACCUAGUGCAUCUAGCUGGGAUCCAGUCAGCCUUCAAGACAGAUUCCUGCAGCAUGGGAUCAUGUCUGACCAUGAUGAGUCCGUCGAGCUGCAUCGGGAUGCAUUACUUCUCCGUCCCCCCGGUCAUCCAAGUCGAUCUUCAUCUCUGAACAAUCUUGCACUCUACCUUCGAGACAAAUUCCUGCAGCGUGGGAUCAUGUCUGACCUUGAUGAGUCCGUCGAGCUGUAUUGGGAUGCAUUACUUCUCCGUCCCCCCGGUCAUCCAAGUCGAUCUUCGUCUCUGAACAAUCUUGCACUCUACCUUCGAGACAGAUUCCUGCAGCGUGGGAUCAUGUCUGACCUCAAUGACUCCAUCGAGCUGCAUCGGGAUGCAUUAUUCCUCUGUCCCUCUGGUCAUCCAGAUCAAUCCGUGUCUCUGAACAAUCUUGCACUCAGCCUUCAAGACAGAUUCCUGCAGCGUGGGAUCAUGUCUGACCUUGAUGAGGCCAUCAAGCUGCAUCGGGAUGCAUUACUCCUCCGUCCCCCUGGUCAUUCAGAUCGAUCCUCAUCUCUGAACAAUCUUGCUGCCAGCCUUGGAGAUAGAUUCCUGCAGUGUGGGAUCAUGUCUGACCUCAAUGACUCCAUCGAGCUGCAUCGGGAUGCAUUACUCCUCCGUCCCCCCAGUCAUUCGGAUCGAUCCAUGUCUCUGAACAAUCUUGCUGCCAGUCUUCAAGACAGAUUCCAGCAGCGUGGAAUCAUGUCUGACCUCAAUGACUCCAUCGAGCUGCAUCGGGAUGCAUUAUUCCUCUGUCCCUCUGGUCAUCCAGAUCGAUCCGUGUCUCUGAACAAUCUUGCACUCAGCCUUCAAGACAGAUUCCUGCAGCGUGGGAUCAUGUCUGACCUUGAUGAGGCCAUCAAGCUGCAUCGGGAUGCAUUACUCCUCUGUCCCCUCGGUAAUCCAGAUCAAUCCUCAUCUCUGAAUGAUCUUGCACUCAGCCUUCGACAUAGAUUCCACCAGCGUGGCAAACAGUCUGACCUUCAUGAAGCAUGUAGCUUAUAUUCUCAACUCUCACACCUAUCGCAUGCAGCAUCUCGCACAGAUCUUCGUGUUGCUAAAUCAUGGGCGGCCUUCGCUGAUACCCUCAAUCACGCCUCUGCAUUGCUUGCCUAUCAGACUGCUUUGAAACUCCUGGAUCAACAGGUUGCUCUCUUGUCGCCUUCUUUCCAUCGUUUCGACGUCAUCAGGGAGGCUGUUUCUUCUCUUGCCACAGAUGCUUUUUCAUGCAGUGUUCGUCACGGUGCUCUGACGACUGCAGUGGAGCUGGUGGAGCAAGGUCAUGCAGUGUUCUGGACCCAGUUGGCAUGCUUCAGCACGCCCCUGGAUGAACUUUCUGUUUCAGGUGAUACUGGUGUGGCCUUGGCAAAAGAGUUCAGACUGUUGAGUUUCCGCCUUUGUAACGCAUUCGAUCAGUCUACUGAAGACCAGUCUCAGCAAAUUCGGCAACUGACCAUUCAAUGGGAUGAUGUGGUUUCACGGAUCCGCAUGCUUCCCAACUUUUCUCGGUUUCUCCUCCCUCCCCUUUUCUCUGACCUACAGAAGGCGGCUGAAGGCGGUCCUGUCAUCGUUGUCAAUGCUAGUCAGUAUUGCUGCGAUGCCUUGAUUGUCUUGAGCGAUCAAGAUCCUGUCCACAUUCCGAUUGAUAUCACGCAGACCGAAGUUUCUGAUUUGUCCUCCGAGUUUCAGUCCCUUACAAAGGAAUUUGGUUCCUUUGAUACUCAACUUCAGCUUGUCAGCAUCCUUCGUAAAAUUUGGCACAAGGUCGUUAGCCCCAUAGUACAAGCCCUUAGGGUGUCAAAUGUUCACCCUAGUUCACGCAUCUGGUGGUGUCCCACUGCUGAGUUCGCGCUGCUUCCCCUACAUGCAGCAGGAGCUUACGAGAAGAAGAGAGAUAGUCUGUCUCAUAUCUACAUCUCUUCGUACAUCCCCACUUUGGCGACACUUGUUCAUGCGAGACAGCAGGUUUCACCAGAUGCGUCCCCGCAACAUUUUGUUGCAAUUGGUCAAGGAAAUCCCGAUGGGGGGAAGCCACUUGAAUGUGUAGCUCCCGAGCUAGCCGUUGUCUCCAAGCGUCUUGCGCCCGUCGUGUCAUCCUUCACGCGGCUCGAGGACAGCGAUGCGAUGGUUGAGGGUGCAUUUGACGCACUGAACCACAACCAGUGGCUUCACCUGGCCUGCCACGGAAUGCCUAAUCGACAACGGCCAUUUGAAUCUUCCUUCGCAAUGCAUGAUGGACCGUUGAUGAUCAAGGACAUCAUCCGAUCCAACUGGCAGGCCCCGCAGUUUGCAUUCCUAUUGGCUUGCCACACUACCGUGGGCGAUGAGAAGAGUCCCAAUGAGUCGAUCCAUCUCGCUGCCGCAAUGCAAUUUUCUGGAUUUCGUAGCGUGAUUGGUUCCAUGUGGUCUGUCGACGAUGAGGUUGCGCAGGAGGUUGUGUCUGGUUUCUACGACAACCUGAUAGAUGACUCGGGGAGAUUGGACUGCACGCGCGCUGCGAUGGCGUUGCACAAGGCUUUGAAGAAAUUGCAGCACAGUGAUAUUCCAUUUGAACAACGGAUUGUAUUUGUUCACAUAGCUAAUUCUAAUAAGACACUGUGGAAAGGAAAGCCUGUGAAUUUAAGUAGGAGAAAACGUUGA
Molecule: messenger RNA, 2781 nt
Organism: Suillus discolor
Lineage: Eukaryota; Fungi; Basidiomycota; Agaricomycetes; Boletales; Suillaceae
Product: CHAT domain-containing protein
Exons: 5
Coding region: 1-2781 (926 amino acids)
Molecular function (GO): protein binding
Source: RefSeq, a predicted model, not a curated record